This is a messenger RNA of Echinostoma caproni, 1707 nucleotides long. The record is from the annotation of a GenBank genome assembly. NCBI's taxonomy places the organism in Eukaryota, Metazoa, Platyhelminthes, Trematoda, Plagiorchiida, Echinostomatidae.
AUGAACGUGUUGAAUUGGUUACACACUCUCAAUCUAGCCCAUUUGCGUCAAUCCAUUACAUCCAGUACCCAUUUGGAUAUGGCUCCUGGUCCUCUCGAAGUCAAUGCCGGUGUUGCGUUAGACCAGGAUAAUAGACCUUGCGCAACCACACCAACCCCGGAAUCUGUGUUGGCCUAUACGAAUGGAUCCGGCGAGAACGAUCGUUUUGAGUCCAAUGGUGCUAUACGAACAAGAGAAAGUCCGCAACCGGAUUCCACCCGAGAAGGCAUGCACUAUCUGCAACAGUCUGACUGUACUCAUCUGACGAAUGGCAUUGGCCGGUUAGAUUUGGCUGAAUAUCUGCGUCGAGAAUCAAUCGCUUCCCGUAGGCACACUUUAACUCGCUCUCCAGCACCAUACGUACCAGUCCAUAAUGGAUCAUCAGAUGCUGUUGACGACGAAAGUCCUUACAUUAACUUAUCCCGGGACAAGUUAUCAUCCACUUCCCUUAGUCAUCGGUUUCUAACUCCAUCUAAUACAACUCUGCCUAAGAGCGUCACACCAGUUCACUCUAAACAACAAUAUACGCCAGACACUCGAACCGGCUGUCCCUUUACUAGCGUGUUUUCGUUCAAUAUGUCUUCCACACCAUCACGUCCGAAUUCGUUGCCUCGUCGUAUUUUGGAGCUUCCGAAACCGUCACCCGGUUCAGAUCAGUGGAUUGCAUCCUGUUCGUCCUCGGUUUCUUCUCGGACCACGCAACAAGACCGGUUGCAGCUUCCGCUCCCCGCGUCCCGUAGUACCGGGCAGAGUAAUGGGAACGGGAUCCUGGUGCUGUCGAACUCCACAAACAAGCUCGAGCAAACAGAAAAACAGGUCACCAAUUCCGCAUCAGGAAAGCCGCCUGGUGGACGACGUAAACCGGUUCAAGACAAAACAAACACAAAUUCAUCUAAUCCACAGCCUAUUCGUCAUCCAGUUCCACAAGUUCGUUCAUCCUCCGUUGGAUCCAGACUGCGUCGUUCACAUGCAAGGAGAUGGAAUUCCAAACCGGAUGUGUGUAGUACACGUGAACCAAUAAUCAAACCUCAUUCGGAUGAACCACCGACAAAUCGUGAUUUUUUUCGUCUAUGUGAUCCCGCGGCCCAUGGGGCUUAUCGAUCUACCACGAAAUCUUCAACAAUGUCAGCCAACCUCGCUCCGCAAAAUUAUCACCAUCAUUACUAUUAUUAUUAUUAUCAACAAUUGGGUAUGAUUCCUGCUGUAAAUUCCGGUCCACCAAGGGCCAUGACUCCUCCCUUAACGUCUCGUGAUCCACCUACUCGUUUGAACGAGUUCCCGUGCGGCAAUACGAAUCCGAAGCCUCCCAUUUCCACUUGUAAAAAUGGACUAACUCCCGCACUCUCUGGUCGAUUAGCACACCGGUUGUACACACACCCGCUUCCUCGACAGAAUGGUUGUAUGCAUAGAGCACUACGUUUUGACCCGUGCACUGUGCCUCCAACUAUAAUACAACCUACAAAUCCGCCUCGAUCUGUUGUGGAACAUCGUCCACCACUUGUUACUCGGAAUGGUCCUCCUGGUCGUUGGAAUAGUGAUUUUAAAUCAGCUUAUCCACGAGAUCCGCUGAACAACAAUCUCGGACGAUCCCCAUCUCGCGGUCCACAUCGAUCAUCCUCUCAACCGGCUAAUUCACACGAUUGGUUGUCGUUUGAAACAGAACUGUAG